Molecule: messenger RNA, 3255 nt
Organism: Manis pentadactyla (Chinese pangolin)
Lineage: Eukaryota; Metazoa; Chordata; Mammalia; Pholidota; Manidae
Gene: SIMC1
Product: SUMO interacting motifs containing 1
Exons: 11
Coding region: 148-3006 (952 amino acids)
Source: RefSeq, a predicted model, not a curated record
GCGGGGCUCGGGAGGGAAGGGGCGGGGCCUGCGGGGUGAUGGCCGCGGGUGUCGCCUCCGCCGCCUCAGCAGGAACAACCGAAGUCGCCGCCGCGGUCGCCUGCGUCGCUGACCGUCCGCGGUCUGGUUCGGCCGCGGCCCGCAGCCAUGGAGGACUUCAUCGUGAUCUCGGACGACAGCGGCUCUGAGAGCUCCGCGGGGACCCGCUCGGGCCGGGCGCGGAGGCUCCGCCGGGCCCUGUCCCGGACCGCCGGCGCCCUUCCCCGCCGGACCGUGGUAUUGUUCCAACAUCAUUUAUUGAAUUAUCUAUCCUUUUUACCGAGUGGUUUGAAAUAUUACCUUUAUCAAAUGGACUUCAUUGACUUAACUAGAGAAGCCAGACCAAGGACAAAGGAUCGCAAUGGACUCUGUGUGAUUGACCUGACAAGAACUGAGGACGAAAAUAGCCCUAUUGCCACUCUUGACUUGACUCUAGAAUCUGUUGCUCCUUCCCAGAAGGAGCCAACCAGUCCUCAGACAUGUGCCAGCCUCUCCAGCAAAGAGGUGAUGAACAGAAGCUCUCGGCCUGCAGCACAGAGAAUCAUUAACAGCGAUCCUGUGGAUUUGGACCUUUUGGAAGAAAACAUGUUUGAGGGUCCCCAACUCCCUGUGUCCAUCAGUGGAGAUUCUGUUCAUCCAGCAGAGCCAAAUUGCAGCUCAACCACAUUCAAAGGUGACCUUGGUUUCUUGGCAAGCCUACAGCUGUCUUCAGACGUUCACUCCUCCCUAACAAGCAAUAAUGGUAGCAGCAGCAAUCAGAGGGCACCCUUGCCAUGCACACAGCAAGAUGUACCUUGCCCACCACAAGCCCUGCCAUGCCUACUGCAAGCCUUGCCAUGCCCACUGCAAGCCUCACCAUGUCCACCACGAGCCUCCUCAUGCCCGCCACGAGCCUUGUCAUGCCCGUCACAAACCAUGCAGUGCCAACUACAAGCUUUGUCUCACUUGCCUCAAGAAGUGCCAUGCCCUUCUCAAGAUGUGCCAUAUUCUCAGAAUGUGCCAUGCCCCCAGCAGAAUAUGCCAAACUCACCUCAAGACUCAUCAUGGCAUCCUCAAUACUCAUUAAGUUCACCUCAAGACUUACUCUGCCCACCUCAAGAUAUCCUAGGUCCAUCUCAAAACAUAGCAUAUCCACAAGAUGUAGCAUACCUGCAAGACAUGCCACGGUCACUGGAAGACGUGCCACAGUCACCAGCAGACCUGCCACAGUCACUAGGAGGCAGGCCACAGUCGCCAGGAGACGCUCCACAGUCACCAGGAAGUGUGCCACAUUCAUCUGGAGAAGCUUCCCACUUACCAGGAGAUGUGCUAUGUUCACUUGGAGACAUACCACACUUGCCAAGAGACUCACCACAGUCACCUGGAGACUUGCCUCAGUUACCACAUGACAGGCCUGACUCUCCCCAAAAUGAUGUAAAGAACUGUGACACUCCUAUGGAUUUCUCAGCUCCAUCUUCUCCAAUGUCCCCUCCCAGCCCACAGUCUCCACAGUCUGAAACUUCCUUAGAGAGAGUUCCUUGGCUCUCUGUCACAGAAACUCCAGCCAGAAAAGAGAUAUCACUGCCAGAGCCUGCCAACCCAGGGCCUGCCCAGGUACAAGCACAACCACCACAAGGUGGGUUGUACAACAGACCAUGUCUGCAUAGACUGAAGUAUUUCUUACGACCUCCAGUGCAUCACCUUUUCUUCCAGACACUAAUACCAGACAAAGAAACAAGAGAGUGCAAGGGUCAAAAAUUAGAACCCAUCCCUCAUCGAAGACUAAGAAUGGUAGCAAACACCAUUGAAGAAAACUUUCCCCUGGGGACUGUGCAGUUUCUGAUGGACUUUGUGUCACCCCAGCAUUACCCACCCAAAGAGAUUGUGGCUCACAUCAUCCAGAAAAUCCUGCUCAGUGGCUCUGAGACCGUGGAUGUCCUAAAGGAGGCCUACAUGCUUCUCAUGAAAAUUCAACAGCUACAUCCAGCUAACGCCAAGACAGUAGAGUGGGACUGGAAGCUGCUCGCUUAUGUCAUGGAGGAAGAGGGACAAAAUCUGCCUGGACGAACCUUUUUUCUUCGUUACGUAGUACAGACUCUGGAAGACGACUUCCAGCAGAUCCUGAGGAAGCAACGACAGCACCUGCAGCAAUCCAUUGCGAGCACUGUGCUGUCCUGUGACAAGCAGCCCCACAACGUCAGGGAUGUUAUAAAGUGGUUGGUCAGAGUAGUAACUGAAGAUGGAUUAACACAGUCCCCAAAUGGGAGUCAGACCUCUUCAAGAACAGGAAUCUUGAAGACCAGCAGUAACCUCCCUUCUCCCCAGCCUAACCUGACAAAGAACACCAAUCAGCUGGUUGUGUGCCAACUGCAGAGGAUGCUGUCCAUAGCCGUGGAGGUGGACAGGACCCCCACCUGCAGCUCCAAUAAAAUUGCUGAGAUGAUGUUUGGGUUUGUGCUGGACAUUCCUGAGAGGAGUCAAAGAGAGAUGUUCUUUACUACCAUGGAAAGCCACCUUCUGCGCUGCAAAGUGUUGGAAAUCAUAUUCCUCCACAGCUGCGAGACACCCACUCGCCUGCCCUUGUCUCUGGCACAGGCACUCUACUUUCUGAACAAUUCCACAUCGCUGCUCAAGUGUCAGUCAGAUAAAACCCAUUGGCAGACAUGGGAUGAACUAGUUGAGCAUCUGCAGUUUCUGUUAUCCAGUUACCAACAUGUUUUAAGAGAGCACUUACGGAGUUCAGUGAUCGAUCGCAAAGACUUAAUCAUCAAAAGGAUUAAGCCCAAGCCCCAGCAAGGAGAUGACAUCACAGUGAUGGACGUGGAGAAGCAGAUCGAGGCCUUUCGCAGCCGCCUGAUCCAGAUGCUGGGGGAGCCGCUCGUCCCACAACUCCGAGACAAAGUGCACUUGUUGAAGCUCCUGCUCUUCUAUGCUGCAGACUUGAACCCUGAUGCAGAACCUUCUCCAAAGAACUGGAGCAGCCCCUGAGGUCCUUUGAAGCACUGACACACCAAGAAUACCUCCCAAACUCUAUCUCCAACUACUCGGAAGUUCUGAAAGUAUGGAACAGUAGUUAAAAAUCUUACAGGACCAAACCUCUUAUUUAUCUGUAGGUUAUAACAACUUUCUAACUCAUUCAUUAGUAAAUAUCUUUUUUUUAUAUCCUCUCCUAGCCCAUUCCCAAAUAGGGCUUAAAUAUAUAAGUGUAUAUAUUUUUUAAUAAAUUAUUUAUCUAUA